CCAGCUAUUACGAAGAGACAGGCUGCAGAAUAACGACCCCAUAUCGCUCCAGAUCGUCCCAUCCUCCUAGGGGCUGGGGCAGGGAAAUGGCUGUGGUGGAUCCAACUCAGGUGCCGGUGACUUUCGAGGAGGUGGCCGUGUAUUUCACCGCGGAGCAGGGGGCUUUGCUGGACUCCAAUCAGAGAGCCCUCUACAGGGACGUCAUGCAGGAGAAUUAUGAAACUGUGACCUCGUUGGGUCUCCCCAUUCCCAAACCUGCCCUGAUCGUCCAGCUGGAAGCAGCAGAAGAGCCGUGGGUCCCGGAUCUCCCAGACUCCAAGGAAAGGAAGAUCCCAAGAGGCACCUGCACAGCAGGUGACGAGACAAUGAGUGAGAACGAGGAUGGGAAUCCACAGCAGGAAGGUCCUGAGCAAGUGGAACUGCAGGGGAGGUUUCUGAGAAGAGCUGAAGGGAAUUUUUCCCAGUGCUGGGAAGAGAGAGAAGCCUGGAGUCAUCGGCACAGGACAGAGAGGAAGCUGGGAAACAGGCAAAAGAAUAAAGUGGACGAUUUCAUUGAAUGCAGGGGAGGAGGCAAGGAUUCCCAGGAAACCACAGCCCAGCAGGCAAAUCCCAAGGAAAAGAAACCCUAUAAAUGCUUGGACUGUGGGAAAAUCUUCAACUGGAUCUCAAAUCUUACUACUCAUCGGAGACUGCACACGGGAGAGAAACCAUAUAAAUGUCUUGAGUGUGGGAAAAGCUUUAGUCAGUGCUCAGGCCUUAUUAGCCAUGGGAGAACCCACACAGGAGAGGGACCAUAUAAAUGCCUUGAAUGUGGGAAAAGUUUCAGUACCUCAUCAGUCCUUAUUAUCCAUCAGAGAACCCACACAGGAGAGAAACCAUUUCAAUGCCUUGAGUGUGGUAAAAGUUUCAGUCAGCGCUCACAUCUUACUAGCCAUGGGAGAAUCCACACAGGAGAGGGCCCACAUAAAUGCUUGGACUGUGGGAAAAGUUUCAGUGGACCAUCAGCUCUUACUGCACAUCAGAGGAUCCACACUGGAGAGAAACCCUAUAAGUGCUUGGACUGUGGGAAAAGCUUCAGUCAGAGCUCAAGCCUUAUUAGCCAUAGGAGAAUCCAUACAGGAGAGAAACCCUAUAAAUGCCUGGCGUGUGGGAAAAGUUUCAGUGUAUCAUCAGCCCUUAUUGUACACCAGAGAACCCACACGGGAGAGAAACCCUAUAAAUGUUCGGACUGUGGGAAAAGCUUCAGUCUGCACUCAAGACUUAUAAACCAUAGCAGAAUCCACACAGGAGAGAGACCAUAUACAUGCCUGGAUUGUGGGAAAAGUUUCAGUCAGCGCUCACAUCUUAAUAGCCAUGGGAGAAUCCACACAGGAGAGGGUCCCCAUAAAUGCUUGUACUGUGGGAAAAGUUUCAGUGGCCCAUCAGCCCUUACUGCCCAUCAGAGAACCCACACAGGAGAAAAACCCUAUAAGUGUUUGUACUGUGGGAAAAGUUUCAGUCAACAGUCAAGCCUUGUUAGCCAUGGCAAAAUCCACACGGGAGAGGGACCAUAUAAAUGCCUUGAGUGUGGGAAAAGUUACAAUGCACCAUCAGCACUUACUGUACAUCAGAGAACUCACUCAGGAGAGAAACCCUAUAAGUGCUUGGAGUGUGGGAAAAGUUUCAAUCAGCGCUCACAUCUUACUAGCCAUAGGAGGAUCCACACAGGAGAGGGACCCCAUAAAUGCCUUGAGUGUGGGAAAAGUUGCAAUGCCCCAUCAGCCCUUAUUGUACAUCAGAGAACCCACACAGGAGAGAAGCCCUAUAAAUGCCUCGAGUGUGGGACAAGUUUCAGUGUACCAUCAGCCCUUAUUACACAUCAGAGGACCCAUACGGGAGAAAAACCCUAUAAAUGCCUGGACUGUGAUAAAAGCUUCAGUCAGAGCUCAAAUCUUACUGCCCAUCGGAGGCUGCACAUGGGAGAGAAACCCUGUAAAUGCUUGGACUGUGGGAAAAGUUUCAGUGCACCAUCAGCCCUUAUUGUACAUCAAAGAACCCAUGUAGGAGAGAAACCUUAUAAAUGCCUCCACUGUGAGGAAGGUUUCAGUCAGCGCUCAAACCUUGUUAGACAUCUGACAAUCCACACAAGAGAAAACCCCUAUAAAUGCACUGAAUGUGGAAAACAUUUCGCUAGCCACUCAGGCCUUUUAAAACAUAAGAGAAUCCAUACUGGAGAGAGGCCCUAUGGAUGCAGUGUGUGUGGGAAAACCUUCAGUCAGAGCAUUCACCUUAUUCGACAUCACAGGAUCCACACAGGAGAGAAACCCCAUGAAUGCAGCGAGUGCGGGAAAACCUUCACUCUGAGCUCCACCCUUAUUAACCAUCAGAGGAUCCACACAGGAGAACGACCAUAUACAUGUAGUGAGUGUGGGAAAAAGUUCACUCAGAGCUCAGGUCUUGUUAAACAUCAGAGGAUCCACACAGGAGAGAAACCUUACGAAUGCUGUGAGUGUGGGAAAAGCUUUACCGACAGGUCAGACCUUAUUAAUCAUCAGAGGAUCCACACAGGAGAGCGACCCUAUAAAUGUAGUGAGUGUGGGAAAAAGUUCACUCGGAGCUCAGGUCUUCUUAUACAUCAGAAGAUCCACACAGGAGAGAAACCCUACAAAUGCUGUGAGUGCGGGAAAAGCUUCAUUCAGAGCUCAGCCCUGAAUAAACAUCAGAGGAUCCACACAGGGGAGAGAACCUACGAGUGCUGUGAGUGUGGGAAAAGCUUCAGUCAGAGCUUUCACCUUAUUCGACAUCACAGAUUGCACACAGGAGAGAAACCCUACAAAUGCAGUGAGUGCGGGAAAAGCUUCACUCAGAGCUCAGCCCUUAAUAAACAUCAGAGGAUCCACACAGGGGAGAGACCCUACGAAUGUUGUGAGUGUGGGGAAAGCUUCUUUGUAAAGUCAGACCUUAUUGAACAUCAGAAUAUCCACGUGGGAAAGAUACCUCAUCAGUGCUCUGAUUGUGGAAAAAUUUUCACACAGAGUUCAUCCCUUAAUGCACAUCAGAGGAUCCACACGGGAGAGCGCCCCUAUGAGUGCUGUGAGUGUGGGAAACUGUUCAGACAGAAAUCAACUCUAAUUACACAUCAGGCAAGGCAUACAGGAAAGAGACCCUAUCAAUGCUGUGAUUGCGGGAAAGGCUUCAGUGUGAGCUCAGACCUCAUUGUACAUCAGAGAAUUCACACGGGAGAGAGACCUUAUAGAUGCUCUGAGUGCGGGAAAAGUUUCACCCGGAGCUCACCCCUUAAAAGACAUCAGAGUGUUCACAGGAGAAAGAGACAGCACAGAAACUCUGUGUAGGGUGGAGAAAAAAUUUAAAAAAACCAAAACACAUUUGUUGAUUCCCACAUAGUGACCUUCUGGCUUGUUUGCACCAUUUGUGUCACUUGUUCUCUCAGACCCCUCGUGUGUUGACCACUUGUGCCUUUUACAGGUCGCCCUUCUCUAGGUGAAUCCCGUUGUCCUUUCUCCCAACCCCUUUCUCCUGUGAGUCAUUGGAGUGUGUGUCCUUCCAGCAAGGAGUUUCCAUCAGCCCCAGGUGGGGGAAAUUGGGGUGACCACAAGUAGCUUCACUGAGUGAAAAGAGACUAGGUUUUUGUCUUCUACUCUAGGAUUUCCCUUGGAGUCGGCGUGCUCGAGGUAACUAUCCUGAUGUAAACACACCGCUCUGUUUGCAGUGCUGACAUCGCCCAGGCACAGGGGUUGGGGUUAGCUGGCAUUCUCCCCUUUGCCCUGUCCUAAUGGACACCCAUUUUCCUGGUCUGGACAAGCCCUGAGCAUCACGUUUAUACUGUCACUGCAGUAGCAGAGCAAUUGUUAGUCACCAGUUCCCUCUUUGCUGACAAAAUGUCUCCUUCCCAGUUGUGCUCAUGCUGGUACAGGUUGUGCUGGGCAGCAGGUAUUUUUACUUUUAUCAGUAUCCUUAUUGACAAUACAUUUCAAUAUAGCAAAGAGGAGAAGCAGGAGUAGGACAAAUGUUUCAUUUCAGCCUCUGCGAUGCCGGAAGGAAAUGGGGUGAGUCGGAGGGAUUCCCUCCUUCCCCAUCACCAUCACUGUGCCCUCUCACUCCAGCAGUGAUGGCGUCUGUGUGAGGCACAAUGGAGUUUCUCCACCUCUAUUCUACCCCUCCAGCUCCCAGAGAGUCUCUGCAAUUAGUAUCAAUUUGAUUCUAAAUCUGACUCAUUAGAGCUGGCAAUGAAAGUGUCCCAAACAUAGUGGGGAAUUCCAGUGGAUCCGAAACACUGUGACAUCAUUCUGAGUUCAAAUCCCAGUUGCUGUCUAUUGACGAAGCCACUUCUGGACUUUUUCCUGCUGAUUUGGGAUUCUUUGCAGAUGAGAAGGUUGGAAUUUUUCCUAUUAUGAUGAUGCUUCCCCCUGCCCCUCCCAAUAACAACGCCAUAAUAACAGAGUGCUGUUGCUGAAGCAGGUUUGAACGGAUCAGAGGAGAAAGCAAUGGGUGAAUCUUCUUUCCUGAUUUCUGAGUCAUCAGAUGUAACCUGAUCUGGAAUUUCAUUUUUCAUGAAAGAGAAAGUGACUUACACCACGCCGUGUUUCUCUCUGUCUCCUGAAGAUCAUUUGGUCACAUAAUCGAAUAUCAGUUGUGUUCUCCAGGAUGUAGCUCGGAUUUAUCAAGGACUUUGGGAGAAAUGACUGUUGGCUAAAAGAGUCCUUCCUUAAUUUAUCUCCCCCCACCGCUGCAUGAUGAUAUUGCAGAAGCUGUAGUGCAGUUCACGCACCAGGAGAGGCUGCUCCAAGCCAUUGGGCCCGCUGCCAAGGAAACAGGAGCGGGCUUAGGCCUCCGUCCACUCUGAAAUGGUAACAGCAGCAAAGCCCUGACUGCAACUAACUGAAAUAACUGGGUCCAUGUGGGCUAUUUGGGAAACGCUUUCCCUGUCUGAGCUGAUGUGAGAAAACAAGUACAUUUGUGAAUUUGCCCGUGAUAGACACGCAAAUGUGGACUGAAAUGAACUCCGUGUUGAAAGUGAGAUAACUGCAGAAUAUCUAUUUUAAAUAAGUUUUCCCUCCUUUGGUCCCUACAGGGAUUCGGAGGCAGGAGUGUUUCUAGUCCCUAACUUACACCCUGUGCCACCAGAUUAAAGAAACAAAUUGGGCAUGUUUGGGGAAGCCAUUCCUCACUUACUCAGCUCAGAUGUUGGGUGGUUUGGUAAAGGACUGUGUUCCGGAGGAAUGGAAACACUGUGACCAAGGCCAAGGAUUUGGAAGAACUCAGGCUGAUAUAGCAGACACCCACUAGUUGAUUGUUGCCCCAGAGAAGGAAGCUGUGGUGAACUACGGUCCAGGUAAAAUUGUUUGUUUCUAAAACGCUCCCUAGUUCAGUGUCACUGAUUACAGGUCCAGUGGAUGCCAGGGCUACACUGGAAGGUCCUUCACUAUUUGGAUCCAUGAUACAAAGUGAAAAAUAGUUGAUGCCUUUAGAGGGGACUUUCCUUCCCCAGCCUGAUUGAGCACCAAGGACUUCCAUUCUGUUCGAAUGACAGUAACAGAGAAGGAACUCAAUGUGUAAGGCUCCAGUUUCAGACGGCUGGAAGUACAAAUGUUGAGUCCUGAUUCCGUGCUUGCUCUUGUCACUUUGUUUUGCUCAUGUCUGUUGUACCACUCCGCCUCCACUUCCUGCGACUAUGAAUGAUUGGCAGGAGUGAAUAUAGAGGCAAGGUCCAUUUUCUCGUGAUGCAAACCUUCCUACAGAGUGUGAGCCCCCUUCCACCAACACUUCUUUCAGAAGAACCAAAGAUCAAUGAACUCACAGAUGUGGAAAGCUCCUAGGCUGGUGUAGCCAAUAUUUACGCAGUGCUCACUUGCUGGAAAUGGGGCUUAAAAUGAAACAAACAGGUAUGAUAAGAUUUUAUAAUCUUUGACUAUGUUCUCGUUCCCAGCGAAAAUGGAAUUAAACAUGAAGUUCAUUAUUGUUUAAAGCCUAACUUAGUGAUUUCCUGAAUUAUAUUGGAACCCCGCGACUUCCAUUGGUUCAUUUUUUUUUGUUAGUACUAUACGAACUGAUGGCCAGUCCUGACAAGUUUAUUUGAUGUCACAUAUCCCCUUUGGACUGGGGAGUUCUGACAUAAAACAUCACUCCAAGGCUGAGGUGGCAGAAUGUCUAGGAGGAAUAGUGUAUAGGAGAACACGGACCCAGUCUAGAAGACAAUUUUUUCUAUUUCAAAUGGAAUUUUUUCUGACAAGCUCUAAAGUAAAAUUAAUAAGGCGACAAGUUGUGUAACCUUUUACCCAGUUAGACAGUAUGGUCACUGAGUUCCUCUCGUCUCCGCAAAGUGAAGAUGUAUGACGUCUGUCAGGAGAUGUCCGCGAUUCUUUUUAUGAAUGGCAAUGGAUGCAUGAGGCAAUAGGUAGUUUGUUCGGGUUUUUUGUUUAUUUUGGCUACUCAUUAUAUUUAUGGCAGCUGAGACCCCUUUUCCUUUUUUAAGGAAGCCCACUGUCACAGUUCAGCCUUUUAACCCCCAGGCAAGGCUAAUGUAACUUCUAAACGGUCCUUGGAUUUCUUUCAUUUUGGAGAUCUUUGGGGUUCAAACCUCCACAAUGCUUGUGGUUCUCAACAGCUGAUAUUUUAAGAAUACUGGUGGCUUUAAUGAGACUUUUCCAAACUGAUGAUAACCCAAAGUUUGCCUCGCUUGAAAUGGAUCCGGUAAUAGUGUCUGUAAACAAAGCGUCCUUCACUCCUCAUAUGCCUGGAGACUUCAGGGGAAUGACUGUAAUGUGAGGUGAGCUGGAAUCCUCAACCAUAAAGACCAGGGUAAAGGCCAGAAGCCCUUUUGCACCAGCAACCUGUCAAAUAAAGAUGGACAUUCCAGGACACUGUGAGUGAUCCCCUCUGGGGAAGGAAGACAUAAUAUCAGCAACAGGCUGUGCCAGCCUUGACCUCUCUCCCCAUACCUGAGAAAGCUUAUGAAUGUGGAGUACUGAGCCUGUGACCGCAUCACCUAGACUGCCGCUUUAGCUCCUACUCCAUGGGAGUCCAAAAAGCUGCAGAGUUUCCAUCACAUGUCAAUUUCAAUGUCUUAUUGUUUGAUUUUUACAAAGUGGGUGUCAUCCCAGCCUUUCUAUUGUACUGCAGUGGGGCUCUGCACGUACCUGUGUGUAUGAACCCUGUCACAUCCACGCAGGGAAGGAGCUAGAAAAAAAUUCCCAAAUCGAAAUAACUCUAAAAUAUUGCCCAUCAAAACAACUGAAUAUGUGCUCCUCAUUCUGUGAAAGUGUUCAAAGAACCUCAGCUGUCAGAUAGAUAUCAAAAUUCUGUGUAUUAAGGUCUGUCUCUAUUAAUUCUUUGUAGUAAGGUCUGUUUCUAUUAAGUUUUUUAUCUUUGGAAGCCAGCAGGAGAAGGUUAGCCACAUACUGAUGAAAUUGAAGAGGGAAGCUAUGAGAUUGUGGCUUAAAUGUGAACAAUCAGUUGGUCUUAGUAUUGAAAUAUUCGAGCGGCUCAGUGCGGAUCACACUGCCUGAGUGAAAUUCAGUAGCUGAGAUGAAUAACUAAAUGCACAGCUGCCUCCUUGGUUUCUGUUUCAGGUUUUUGAAGGAUUGAUUUUCUGCUGUAUUAUUCUGAUGAUUUGGUUGAACGGAUGACUUGGUUCCAAAGCAGGAUCCUAGUUGCCUGACUCAUUUCCUGAUCUGACCUGUACUGUGUACCCGAGAGCGAGCUGAUGGUGCUGGUAGUAGUUUAGGUUCUUCAUUUUGUGUGUUCUAUAUAUUUCAUUUAAAUGAACAAAGAUAGUGAGUCAUUUUCCAGUAA
Molecule: messenger RNA, 7791 nt
Organism: Chelonoidis abingdonii (Abingdon island giant tortoise)
Lineage: Eukaryota; Metazoa; Chordata; Testudines; Testudinidae
Source: RefSeq, a predicted model, not a curated record